AUGCCAAGCCGGCGAAAAUCGGGCAAAAAUGCCCCGAUUCUUAGCCAUGAAUUUGUGAUAACAAAUCAUGGAGAUAUAGUCUCCUGUAUAUGUAUGGUUUUCAUGAUCGGGCUGAUGUUCCAGGUAAAAUAAUCGUAAGUUUUCUCGCCAACCAUCUCGCGCAAGAUAAUUGAAUUGUUCUUUCUCAAUCAGCUAAAUUUGAAUUUUUUUCUUCUGGUUCCGUCUUACCAGGCAACAUCCAAAGUGGCGUCAGUUUUUAUCGCGCCUCAACAUAAUGUGUCGAGAACUCUUAACGGUACGUAGAAAUAAAAAAUUUCCAUGUGUUUUACGUUUAAAAAAUUCAAUUAACUGCAUCCGUUUGGGAGACAAGCGACAGUUAACAGCACGUGAACUGCAUGUAGCUAAUACUUAGUGGUAUUUUCCUUGUCCUGGGGCAUAAAUCAAGUGUACAUCACUAUCCUUUAACUGCUAUUCGACUGCUAAAUUAGGAUCUUCCUUUCUUUCAAAAGCUUCAUCAAUUAUUACCCUUACCUUGUAGGUUCAAUCCUAAGCUGUCGUGUGCAUAUUUGAUUGGUCACUUUAAGGAGACAAUGGAACGAUACAACUUCGUUGUAAAUGCUCUUUUUUCUACAGAAAAUUGUACAUUCAAAUCUUUUUAGUGUCGUUUUCCAUAAAAAUCUUCUUCAAAAAUAAAACUUCUGUUUAGGUUGAAUAAUUCCUUCAAUUUUUUAUCUCCAGUUUUUACACAUCUCAAAAUCUGUAUGGUCCUCAAUACACCUGUACUGUGUUGACAAUUUAAACACAAUCUUACAGACUGUUAAUUUAUCUUCUAAAUUUUUUUAUGUUAUUAUAUACUUUAUGGUUGACCAAAAGUUUGUCUUUAAAAUAAUUAUGUAUAUUUUGCAAACCAGGCCUAUAGGAAAGGAGAUAACUAGAUUUUAUCAACCAAGUUGUUAAUGGAAAUUGGCCACUGUCGAGAGUUUCUUAAACUGACAUUUCAAAUGUUACCUCUUUGUCAAAGCAAACAUAUCUUUACAGUAGCCAUUUAUGAUAUCAACUCAGUUGAAAGAACCAAAUUAUCUUGUAAUACUCUCCUAUCAACUCAGCACCACAGUUUCAUUAGCGACUUACCUGCUCCCUCCCCUCCCCACCCUUAUUUUAUAGGAAACAAGCCCAUAGUGUUUAGGGAGAAGAAACAUAGUUCUAUGUUUUUAUAACAACAAUAUAAAAUAUUUUACAUCUGCUUUGCUUUGAUCUCAAUACCAAAUAAUUACAUUAACAGUUGUUACUUUUAUUUAUGAUCCUCUGAUAUAAUUACUAGAUUAAAAGAUUUUAAGAAAUGCAAAAAGAAGUAAAACACUUUCAAAAUUUAGGGUAUUUUUAUACAUUUGCAUGAUUCAUUAUGAUGAAGUGUAUGGAGAUCUUGAUAUUUGUGUAUUUGAUUUGUAAAUUAUUCCAUCCUUUAGGAACAGAAGACUUGCCAACCAAAUACACAAAUGGACCAAAGGAUUUCUGCACCAUUUUCUUUUAUUCAAUGGCAUGGAUUGUGGUGCAUGCAAUCAUCCAGGAAUAUGUCUGGGAUGUGAGCAAAUCUUUACCUUAAUUAUAAUAUUUUUGUUCUUGUGAAGAAUUAAAGUUAUUAUUGACUAACCUUUGUUUCUCUGCUUUUCUGGUUGCAGAAAGUCUCUCGAAAACUUCGUCUAUCAAAGACAAAGAAUACAAAAUUCAAUGAUUCUGGAACAUUACUUCCUUUCUAUUUCUUCUUUGCUGCUUGGGGAGCAGAUAUUGUGGUGAAGGUAAAAUGUUUUUAUAGUGUGGAAAGAUCUGUGGCAGAUUUAGGGAAGUUUCCAACAUGUUGUAUUUCUAUUUUGCUAGAAAAGAGAAAACUUUUGAAUAAAUGAGAUAUUGACUAUAAUGUUUAAGACGUACAAGGCAGGUGAAGUCCUUCCUUUGGCCAUUACUGGUUAGUAGACAAGUUUUUUUUUUGAUCACCAUUCACAGAGGCUUUUUGCGCAAGCCUUUUAUUGGCUGUUUAUUCCCCAUUAAAAUUUUAUUCAUGUGAAAAAUUACUUUAAUCUGGUUAAUUCUUGUGGGAAGCCUCUUUCUUUAAAUUUGUGUCUCAUUUAUAACCACCAUUUCCCAAACACCCAAAACAACAAUAAAAAAUUCAUGAGACAAAUGUAGUGGACAUUUUUUCCAAGUGCGUAGGCCAUAUUCGUUUAAUCACUUCCAAGCAAGGAAUUAACUGAAUUUAUGGUCCAAUCUUUUUUACUUUACUUUUCUAUUUUAGGAAGGAUUUAUUCCAAAUAUUUCAAAGCUUUGGGACGGCUAUCCACACAAUGAAAUGUCGUAAGUUCACAUAAUUUUUCUUGUCCUCCUAAAUAAUUUACCUGUGUAUCUUGCACUUUUUUGCCUGAAAGUUAGAAAUUAUCUUGAGAUGAAUUUUAAAAAUUGGUUACUUAUAUCACAUAAGAAUAGAUUAAACAGCUGUGCCCAUGAAGUUUUCCAACCCAGUCUUUGUUAGGCAGCUCAAAGCUUAUUCAUUUAUUGACACAGUUGUUUUAAAUGAUCAUUUUCCACUAGAUUCACUCUCAAGUUCUAUUUCAUCCUUCAAAUUUCUUUUUGGGUGCACUGCUUUCCAGAGCUCUACUUCACAAGAGCAAAAAGGGUAAGAAUCAAUGGCUUAAUACAGUAUUACUACAAUAAAGAACCUACACACUUCUCACAUAGAGUAGUGAACAUGGAGUAAAAGAGAUGGUAAGUUUUGAGCUCAGUAAAGAAAUAGAGAAAGAUGCUUUUUGUCUUGCCACAAGCGUGGGACAAAGAAAAAAUUCUGAGUACCCAUAAGGAAUUUAACCUCGAAGCUUUGGAUUCCAUACUCUGAUGUUCUACCACUGAGCCACAGAGACUCUGGGCCAGGUCUAUUACAAAGUUCAUAUGACUUGUGUCCAGCAUACUGCUAAGAUCAGGAAUGUCAAUAGCAUCACGUUUGGAAAUAGAACAAGAGGGAAGGUCAGUUUUGAGCUUGGAGCUCAUUUCUUGUUUUUCUUUGCAGGAAGAAAUUUUCCCCAAAGUUCAGUUGUACAUUGAAUAUCUGCUAUUCAUCUGGGCCGCCUACAUGCUGAAGUAAGACUUUGUUUAUUAAUUAUUAAUGGUAUAUGUUUUAUAUAAUACUGAGAGGUUUGAGAAUUGCCUUGUAAAUUGAUUUGUAUUUGAUUUAGUGUUCCAUGACCAUACUUGUUGAGAAUAUUUGUGGGCCAGAAAGUUGCAACAAAAUGCAAUAAUAAUUUGUUCAUAUUGUCGACAGCUUCACCCGUGUCACCCUGUGCUGCUUGGUUGUUCAUUAUGCAGUAGAGACUCUCUAUCAUGGAAUAAGAAUGUUAAACAUCAGUGGAAAGGCAGAUGUGGCUCAAAGCUUGUAAGUUAAACACAAUUCUGUCCUAAAUUAUUUCUUGCUUUUAGUAGAACGAUCUUCUUAUCAUUUUAAGAUGUUAGGUAAGUUGUCCUGUGCAGCUGAGACUGACACACAUCUAUCCUACAGGAGUACUGCUAUGUGCCCCCCUUCCCCCCCUCCCAUAGUAAAUUGUCCAUUGAGGGUUACCUCCUUCCCUCCCAGGCUACCCCCUCCCCUAUUAGAUUCCUUUCCCUCCCAGGUGCAGAGGCCCUAGAAAAACAACAAAGGGACUCUGCCCCAGUCUCAAAUGCAUUAAUUUGGAUAGUUACACAAUAUGGCACAACAACCAUUAAAAUAACAUCAGCUGGUGUGGUGUUAUUUCACAAUUGAAGUAACUGUUCAUAAAAAUAUGGAUUACAUUUGUCAAUGUCUUUUCUUUUAUUAUAGGAAAACUCUAUUGUAUCCCCAAUUUGAAACAAGAUUCAUGUCUGUGUUUACUGGCCACAAUAAUAUUCAGUAAUUUUUUCAUUUUAGGUUCUGGGUGUGGACUGUCCUAUUUGCAAUUACCCGCUUUGCCAUUAUUGCCCUUACUGUUAUGACUUUCUGGUAUGUAAUAACCAUGUUGUUAUUUUCAUCAAUUUUAUUGGAUUUAAACAAUUUCAUAAAAUAGAUAUUUUUAUAUCAAUGGUUGUCAGUGGUAUGUGGCAUUCACUUUAAGUCCCUUUGAUAAGCUAAACAAUCUUAUACAUUGUUUCCUUUUUAUAAAACAGGUAUGGACUUCCCCGUCUGGACAAUGCUGGUCUAAAUGUGGAUGUUGGAAACUUUAACAGUCCUCCAAUAAGGUGAGAAAACUAUCAUGUUUCAUCGCAGAUACCUCAGUUACCUAUUUUGUGGUCACUUGUCUAGCAUGUAAGUAGACUCUCAUCAAUAGCACUGGGGCAUAAACAAGCCAGCAAGAGGUCUGCAAAAGGGUCUGGCACUAAUAUCAGCCUUCUCACAAGCUUGCCUUGCUCAAGGCCUCAAACUUUCAUGUGGGCACAGGAAUAUUCAUGUCAAAACUAUAAUAAUGAGGGCUUCUAAUCACUUAUCCCAAAAGGACAAGACAUUACUCUUUUAACAGUUGUAGCUGAAUGCAAGGUCACUACACCAAAGGGAACAAAACAUACCCUUGUGCAGUAACAAAAAAAGAUAACGUUGUUUACAAUGUAAACAAAGGAAAGGUGAGAGAUGCUGAUGACAAUAAGAUGUCAACUAGAAAAACAACAAGGCAACCAUCUAAAAUUCAGGAAAAUGUGAGUGGCAAAGUCAUGAUUGGUUUAGUUUUGCUCUGAUUGGCUGAGAGGGUGCUGUAAGUUUUUUGGGACCAAUCACUCGGUUAAAAAAAAAAAAAUAAACUGGAAAUUUUUCUAAGUCAUAAUCCAAUUGUAUUUCAGACUCACUGCUAUGGCUGCAGUUAUACUGAUGCAAGCCUGGCUGGCAUGGAACUUCAUCUGCUAUCAGAUCAAGCUGUGGCGUGAACGUGUCAGUGCUGCCACACCCUCCAAGAAGAAAGAUACCAAGAAGAAGAGCAAGAAGGACAGUGACAAGAAGAAGAAAGAGGAAACUUUUGUUGAGGAAAGUGAUGAAAUGGAAGCUGACGAAUAUGAAAAAACAAAUGGGUCACCACAGGCUGCUGGCAAAGCUAAAAAAUCUUAAGUUAUUACAGUCGUGCCUACCUCCCUGUCAUUUAAUAAGUGGAGGUGAGGGAGGCAGUUUGAUAGUUUAUGUUAAAUGAAUAGCAAAGGGAAAGUAAGGCUGAAGUGUGUGCUUUGUUACAUGUUUAACAUUUUGAAGGGAGGCCUUUUUUCUGACUCUGUUGUUACUAUGAUAUUACAAGAUCAACAGCAGUUAAUUCAGAGCCUAAUUAAAUGUCAGAAAAAAUUUUACUGUGAAGAAAUGGUUCCCUGUCUUAGGAAUGCAGUCACGUUUCUUGGAUUUGCUUGGAUAAUUAUUCCCUGUAACUGUAUGUAGGAAGGUGGCUGUAUUUGCAGGCUGAGGUUGACCUUGAGAUGAGGACAACAGAUUGAAUAAUAAAGGAAACCUCCACUGCUGGGACAAGUUGCUGUGAAACUGACAAAAAUGUCUUGAAAUGUGAAGUAAUAUGAAGGUUUUUUUAGAACUAAUGGGAAGCAAGCACUGAAAUGUACAAAAACUGGAAACAAAUACAAGCAAUAUUGAUGUUUGAAUGUAUUUCCCUCUAGAUGCCAUUUUGUAUCAUAUGACCUCUAAAAGUUGCUACUAUUAUCACAAAACGAUAUUCCUUCAGUUUGCUAGAGCCCCAGAGGAUCAUGCAGAUAGUAAUAGCACAUUCCAUGGUGUUAAAUGGUAAUGCACAAAUUCCAAAAUUUGGAUGUUACUCACUUAUAUACCAACAAAAUUUUAUUGAAAGGUUGUUUUUGAUAAUUGAACAAGAACCUGUCCUCUGUGUGGAGGUUUUCUUUAAUUGUGUUUUCACUGUGCUAUUUUUAACAUUACCAAGAGCUUCAGUGAGUGGCUAAAGUAGUUGACCUCCUUCCUGUUACUCGUUGGUUGCCAACCUUCCACUCAACAUAUAAUAAAUAGGCCUGAAUCUUUGAAUUCAUCUCUAAUAAAUGUCUUAAAAGUCCCCUCAUCCCCCAAACAGUGUAGAAAAGUAGUGAGCAUUUUGUUAACAUCAUGUGACAUUGGAAUGGAUGAGAGGCAAAGGUCAAUGAAAGUAAUACAAAAUUUCAAAAAAAUUUUGUAGAGCAUGCCAAGACUUUUGCCACUCGUUGUUGCAAAGCUGAGUUGUUCAUUUUCCCUUUUCCUCUUCCCUUAGAGGAAAGAGUCAUUUUUCAACCGUCCAUUUUCUGUUUAAAGUAGAGCCAUUCAGCGAUGUACUGUGGCCGUUUAGCUUCUCUUAACAAUGGAAAUAAACAAUCCUGGAAGGUUGCACCUGUUGCUUUAGAAUCCUUUUAAUUUCUACUUUUCAGACCAGGUUGAAAUUAAACCGUAAAAAAUGAAGUGAGGUUUAUGAAGGAAUAAAAGAGGACACAAGAUUAAAUUAAUUUGGGAGAAAAGUGAAAACUUACAUGUAUAUGGCAAAAAACAAAAUUAUAAUUCAUAACUAGUAUUUCAACAAUUAAAAUGUAAGUUUGCUCAAUGUAAUUUAUGGUUUUAACUCGUAUUUGGUUUAUUCCGUGAUAACCAUCCAGAAAGAAACAUGUUGUGAUUUGUUCAUCGAAAAGAUUUAGAAUCAGUUUACUAUUCACCAUCCUUUUUCCAUCGUUGACCAUUGCCUCUUUCUCUCACUCAGUCUCUCGAGACUGAUUGAAGCAAUGUACACAAUGAACUGUUUUACAAAUGACUAGGAAUUAUUGUGUGUUCGCAGAAUUAAAAAAGAUAAAUCGGCACAGUUUAAAUCAUCGAUUGUUUCAAGUUUAUUGUUGUUAAACUAUAUUCCUAUCUUCUUUAAAACCAAGUAUUCUUCAACCUGUUGUAGACAGUUCUUAUGCAUAUCUAUCAGAUAUGAAAUCGGUGAAUUAUAUAUCUUGAGGUAGC
Pocillopora meandrina is the source of this 6952-nucleotide messenger RNA. Lineage: Eukaryota; Metazoa; Cnidaria; Anthozoa; Scleractinia; Pocilloporidae. The record is from the annotation of a GenBank genome assembly.